Molecule: messenger RNA, 2116 nt
Organism: Xenopus laevis (African clawed frog)
Lineage: Eukaryota; Metazoa; Chordata; Amphibia; Anura; Pipidae
Exons: 10
Source: RefSeq, a predicted model, not a curated record
AGAAUGGAUCUUCUUGCUGAGUAUCUUGAAAAAAUCACCGAUUUAUGUAGCGGCAGCCGGAAUGAAUUUCCUGAAGAGCUGAGAAUUUGCCUGGAAACAGCAUCUAAUAUUGUAACGGACCUGAGAGCAAAGAAUGAAUGUGCCGGUGCAUCAUGCAGAAAUACCACAAAACAAGAUACCCAGAAUGGACAAUGUACAGGUAUUGAUGCUUAUAAGAUGCUUGCACAUCUGACUAGAACUAAAAACAUCCUUUCACUGGGCAGCUGCUUCACUUCCAUAGCCCUUACCAUGGCAAAAGUUAUACCCCAGGAUGGAAAGAUAAUUCUGUGCUUAGACAGUCCCUCAACCCAGAAAUGCCAAGACCAUUCAACCCAGGCCGGGAAGAUAUAAAGAAAGGUUGGAGUGACCUGCGACAUUUUGAAGGAGUUGUCCGCUUCAGGCGAGCAAUUUGACAUGGUGUUUAUCGAUGCCACCGAGCGCAGUCAUAUAAACUAUUACAACCUGAUUAUGAGCAGCAAUAUGCUAAAAAUGAACGGUGUGAUCUGCGUGCAAAACGCUUUUGUGAAAGAGCAUCAUUCCCGGGAAAUCAUGGCUGAUGAGGAGGGAUCUGCUGCGGCCAGGAAAGUGACAGAUGCAAUUAAUUCCGACCCAUCUUUGGAGCAGGUUACACUACCCAUAGAUGGUUCCAUCAUUGUUGCAAGAAGAAGAUUUGUUCCUCCAUCAGUAGAUGUCAAGGAUGCCAAUGUGAGCGACGAUGUGUUCUGGGGCUUUAAAGGUCUUCGAUUAGAUGGAAAGGUGGCCUACGUGACCGGUGGGGAUCAGGGUAUUGGCAGAGCCUUUGCGCAUGCAUUGGGGGAAGCAGGAGCCAAAGUUGCCAUUGUAGACCUGAUGCUUGAAAAAGCAGAGGCUGUUGCCUUUGAACUACACCUGAAGGGAAUAAAAUCAGUUGCCAUAGCAGCAGAUAUUAGCAAAGAAGAAGAUGUGAAAAGGAUUGUAGAUACAAUUGUGACUAAUUGGGGGAGAAUUGACGUAGCAUGUAAUAACGCUGGGAUUAAUAUGAAUUCGGCGAGUGAAGAUACCACGCUGCAAGAGUGGGACAAAACAUUCAGUGUGAACCUGCGGGGCCUUUUCAUGUGCUGUCAGGCUGCGGGCCGCGUUAUGCUGAGUCAAGGAUACGGCAAGAUAAUUAAUACAGCGUCUAUGGCGAGUUUAAUAGUUCCCCACCCCCAGAAGCAGUUAGCGUACAACACAUCCAAAGCCGGGGUGGUGAAGUUGACUCAGACUUUGGGAACAGAAUAGAUUGACAGAGGAGUAAGGGUUAACUGCAUAUCACCGGGCAUCGUGGACACUCCACUCAUCCACUCCGAUGCUUUAAAACCCCUUGUUGAGCGCUGGUUGAAUGAUAUUCCUGCUGGAAGAUUGGCUCAAGUAACAGACUUGCAGGCUGCUGUCGUCUUCUUGGCAUCCGAAGCCUCUGAUUAUAUGACAGGCCACAAUUUAGUCAUUGAAGGAGGCCAGAGCCUUUGGUAGAAAGACCGUGAACAGAGAAAAGGAUCCCUUUUUCAUUCAAAGAAAACCCAAGAUACCUGUUGUCACUGUUGUGUUUAAGGAAACAAACAAAUGGGAUUAUUACUGUAGCAUUAUUACUAUCAUAAUGGAACAACAGAGUACACAUUUGCUUAAUGCUUCUUCCGUGUAUUUUUUUUUUUUUUACAGGUGCGUUAUUGGCUAAUGCUGGAUAAUAGCUGCAAAAUGAUAUUACAUCCUAAGCGGAUGAUUAUUCUCAGCACCGUAGGGAAUCGGUAUUCCAUGUAUAAUAAGGUUUAUUUUCCAUUUUCUAAAGGUAAUAAUGUAGGAGGUAGGGCAUAUUUGUAUUUCAACAUGUAAAAGAGCACCAAUUACAUUUCCGCUGGCACUAAGCACCCUCCUAGGCACUCGUAGUUGGCAUAAAAUGACGGCACUCUUGGUGUCUAUGGGCGAUAGAUCAAUGUGACAGGCGCCAGUCAUCUCUAAACCUGCAGAUAAAUGCCACUUAUAAUAGGGUGUAUGUUGUCCCCUAUAAAACCCCCCCUGGAGUGUAGUACAGGUAUGGGACCUGCUAUUCAGAAUUCUUGGG